UUUAAUUAUAACUUAACUUCUUUUUUAUAUUUUUCUAUAAUUUAAUUUAAUUUAUAUUGAAUUUAUUAUUUUGGUACAAAUUUUUUGCACAUGGUUGUAAUCAAAAGUAGAAAAAUAAGAAAAAGUCACGUUGCUGCUCUCCUUGUGAAACAGCACCACCCAGCGGCGCUCCUGCCUCACACAUGAACUACACUUUGAAGUGAACUACAUCUCCCGUGCUCCCCCGGGGCAGGAGGCAGACAGUCAUGCGGAUGGAAGCAGCAGUGGGCAUCCGCCGCUGCACAGAAAAGUCGAAGAAGAAGAAGAGGAAAGUUGGGGAAAGAUGCACGAAGAGGAGGAUGGCAGCGACGCGAGCCCCGCGGCGGCCCCGCGGAUCACGGCCGCCAGGUCCAUGGACGUGGCCGAGGUGGAGGGCGCGAAGGAGCAGGCCUCCAGGCUGUGCGGCUACCUGAACAAACUGUCCGGCAAGGGGCCACUGAGGGGCUACAAGCCGAGGUGGUUCGUGUACGACCCGAGGAAGUGCUACUUGUACUACUUCAAGACUCCGCAGGACAGGCUGCCGCUCGGACACAUCGAGGUGGGAGACGCGUGUUUCUGCUACGACGUGGAGGGGGAAGAGGGUCAGUUUGAGAUCCGCACCGCCGGGAAGGAGUUCCUCCUGAAGGCCCCCAGCAGGCAGGUGAUGAACUUCUGGCUCCAGCAGUUGCAGCAGAAACGUUGGGAGUACAGCAGCACUCGGAGCUCCGGUCAGAGAGACAGCUGGAGCUCCCCGACCCUGGCCUACCCUCCCACUGGCCUUGUCGGCAAAGACAAUGAUGGUUUCAUCUUUGAGAAGCUGAGCGAGAGCAUGGAGAAGGUCCGCAGCGACUUUGCCAUGGAGACGGAGACAGAGGGCGGGUCAAUGGUGGGGAUUCAGACGGCCAGAGGAGCCUCCGCUGUGUCCACCAACCCUCUCAACUUCUCGCUCAAAAACCUUGGUACAGAACUCAAGAACUCCAUGUCUUAUCUGCGGCAGGGCAAGGGAGCUGAGAACAGGCGCAGUGUGUUUUACACUGGUAACAACAGCACAGAGGAGUGGGAGCUGGUGGACGCCCCGCCCAAGGACUUCAUUGAACAGAAAUCUCACCCAGACACACUCAGACAUUCCUUUGGAUCUGCAUUUACAUUUGACUUUGUGCGAAAUUCGGCCCGGCCUAAGAAGCCGCUGCUUCGGGACAUGAUGGCCUCUGGGAGGUUUGGGCGCAGUGCUGAGACGCGCAGUGCUGAGAGCUCGCCAGUGGAGUGUAACGGCAGCAAACCUUUGGAGAUGCAGCUUCGCCUCCAGAGCCAACAGGAAGAACUGAGCCGCAUGGAGCAGGAACAGGCCAAACUCCGAGAUGAGCUCGCCAGUCAGAAGGAGCUGGUUAGACUUCUGCAGCAGACUCUCAGGACGUCUCAGAGCGAGCGGCCAACAGUCCGCUGUCCAGCCCCGGCUCCUGAUCCAUCCACAGCCUCAGACCAGGCCCAUGCCCAGGCCCAGGCCUCUGAAGUAACCCAGGAAGAAAUCGCCCAGCUGGAGAACCUGCUUCAGGAAAGAGACGGACAGAUCCAGGCCCUGUGUGGCCACAUGGAGCGUCUUGCCUUGGAGAAGGAGAGCCUGCAACAGGAGCUGAAAGGCUUGAAGAUUAAAGUAGGGGAGAUGAAUGAGCAGCUGGGUAUGAUGAUGGAGACCAUCCAGGCUAAGGAUGAAGUCAUCAUGAAGCUGUCGCAGCAGAGCCCUGAGGACAGUGGAAAUCCAAAUGAUGCAAGUUCACUGUCUCCAAUCAAAGAGCAGCCGGAGCUGGACAUCCUGAAGGACAGUCUUCAAGGCUACAAAUCCCAGAACAAGUUCCUGAACAAAGAGAUCCUGGAGCUGACAGUGUUGCGCAGAAAUGCAGAGAAUAGAGAAAAGGCUUUAGAAGCAAAGUGUACGGCCCUGGAGGCCAAGUUGUGUCAGGUGGAGAGUAAAUAUCUGGUGCUGCUUCAAGAAGUGAAGACCCCGGUGUGUUCGUCUUCGGAGCAGAGCCCUGCCUGUGACGUCAUUUCCAGAUUGUUAGAGGAUGCUCUGCAGGUAGAGGGCUCCGAUCAGCACGAGCACCCCAUCUUCAAACCAAGCACUGUCAGUGAGUACGACGUGUUUGGCUUCAAGACGGUGCCUGAGGAAGAGGAGGAGGAGGAGAAGCUGUUUGCGAAGGUGAGAGCCUUGGAGCUGAAGUCGCUGUCCAUGACGAACCAGGAGGUGUCCGUAGGAGUAAAGUGGGAGAACUACCUGGCCAGCACCAUGAACAGAGACCUGGUGCACUCCCCUGAGCUCAAAGCCCUGAUUCGCUGCGGUGUGCCGCACGAGCACCGGUCCCAGGUGUGGCGCUGGUGUGUCUCCUUCCACGUCAAGAAAUUUCGGGACCAUCUGGCGCCGGACUAUUAUGAGACGUUACUGAAUGUAGCCAGGGACAAGCCCAACCCAGCCUCGAAGCAGAUCGAGCUGGACCUGCUGCGUACUUUGCCCAACAACAAGCACUACUCCUCUCCGAGUGCGGGCGGCAUCCAGAAACUCAGGAACGUCUUGAUGGCGUUCUCCUGGAGGAACCCAGAUAUUGGCUACUGUCAGGGACUGAACAGGUACUGGAGGGGAUUUGGUUUUCCUGCUCUUCCCUCUCUCCUCUUAUGCCUUGUAACCAUUCAUUUUUAUUGCAUGUAUUUCCUCAGGCUGGCUGCCAUUGCCUUGCUCUAUCUGGACCAAGAGGACGCCUUCUGGAGCCUCAUAGCUAUUGUGGAAGUGUUCAUGCCGAGAGACUAUUACACCAAGACUCUGCUUGGCUCACAGGUUGACCAGCGCGUGUUCAAGGACCUGAUGUUCGAGAAGCUGCCGCGGCUUCACGCCCACUUUGAGCAGCACAAGGUCGACUUCUCCCUCAUCACCUUCAACUGGUUCCUGGUGGUGUUCGUGGACAGCGUGGUGGGCGACAUCCUCUUCAAGAUCUGGGACGCCUUCCUGUACGAAGGUCCAAAGAUCAUAUUUCGCUCCGCCCUCGCUCUCUUCAAGUACAAGGAGGAAGAGUUUUUGAAGUUGCAGGAUUCCACAACCAUCUUCAAAUAUCUCCGAUACUUCACAGGAACAAUCCUGGAUUCAAGGAAGCUGAUGAGCAUCGCCUUCGGGGACAUGAACCCGUUCCCCAUGAGGCAAAUCCAGAACCGCCGCUCCUUCCACCUGGAGAAGGUCCGUCUGGAGCUGACGGAGCUGGAGGCCAUCAGACAGACCUUCCUCAGGGAGAGGGAGUCGAGUCAGGACGGACGGAGCUUCGUCAGCGACGAUGAGGAGGAUAAUUAACCUGAAGCUGAAGACGAAGAGACCUCCUCCACACACCAGUGAUGUGUCGCUGUUGUAAAAGGGAUGUUCUGUCGUAAAGAGCUGUUGGAGUUGGUCUCCACAUUGAUGCUGGAACAAUCGACUUCAUACAAAGUCGAGGUGGAAUCGUGUCAAAGGACCAAAACAUUGAAGGCCGUGUGGCUUACUAUCAGUAUUCCUGCCUUAUUUCCUAAAUACUUUAUUUGCUGGAUGCUUGUGUGUUUACCUGACGGCCAAAACUGUGUUUGUCUUAUUAUCUCUUCAUCCUCCAAUGCCAAGUUCAAACUUUCACUUCAGUCCAAAUCAGUAUUUUCGAAAUCAUGGCUGUGAACUUGUAAUAAGUUGGAGAUUUUUAUACCUGUCGAAGAAAUGAUUGUUUACUCUUCUUUUCAUCGCAACUCAAAUUUCCUCUGAAAUGUCUUUUUUCCACUUGUUCUGAACAACACAAUUUUUGUCUGUUGAUGAACUUGAACUAUUGAUGCUGAAAUAUGUUGCUAAAACUUAAACUUUAAGUGUUAGAGCCUUCAAAUCAUAAAUGGGUGUUUAUCAUUCCAUGUUGUGUGUGUGUGUGGUCCAGAAGCUCUUGUGAUCAAAAACAAAAUCUUACUCCUGUCUUAUCAGUUUGAAAUCAGGUGGAAUGUUGUUAUCUCUGGAUUCAAAUAACAAGAGAUAAUAUUGUUAAGUCCAUUUAAUAUCAUCUGUCUGUAUUUGGCAGAAUUAUUUCAUUUUUAAUGCUUGCAAAUUACUUUAUUAUUAAAUACAACUCAAUAUUUACAUAUUCCAAAGAAAAGUCUUAAAGGUCAAAGUGAUGUGCAUCUACAUUUGCACUUAAGCUUGUGUGAAACUGUGUUACAGCCUUUGGACCUUGUCAGGAGAACAUUUGAUAGUAUCACCCAUAUUAGUGGAUUCCUGUUUACCUGAGUAUUUUAUCAUAACUUCUUUAAAACAUGUGCAUUGUAAUUUACCUCUGCCUCAGAGUUCUACUCUUAAUGUAUUAUUUAGGUUUCAGUAAUUCUUCUUUCCCCAAAGAUUCGGGUGUUUUUCAUACAUUUGACCCCAACUUCUUUCCAAUGCUGGGAUUUCUGAGCCUCAUCUCAAAUUGCUGAUGUAUUUGCAUUCGUUGUCCACAGUGUGGCAGUACAACAUUGGUCUCUGUCCAGUGUUUACACGCGUCCACAGGUACCGAUCACUGUGCUGGAUUUCAGCUCAGGAUGAGAAGUCACUUUUUCAGUGUGGUUGUUGUGUGAGAAUGAAGUGAUGAUAUGAUUUGUCAUCUAUGGAGAUUGUUUAACAUGUGGAGCAACAGCUGUCUCUCCUCCACAUCCAGGUACUAGGACAUGACGGUUUCCUCUCCAGCACUGUGACCAUCUGGUUUAUGAUUCAUGGUGUUCAACUAACUACAGUCAAAAAAUAUUUUACAAACACAAAGAACCAUGUUUUCAUUUGGCUAAACAACAUUUUGUUAUUGUUUGAAAUCUACGAGGUUUGGACACGUAGCCUUUUCCCUUGUUCGCUGAUGUAUUGUUUACAACUUACAACUUUUAUCUUUCUUUUACUUUUAUUUACAGAGCAUUUGUUUGCAUCAAAAUUGACCAUGUUUUCUUUUCCUUGUUAAAAUUGUUAUUAAAAUAGAAAUGUAGAUUUAAAAAACUAUGUUAAAAUGAAAUGAAAUGAUCCUCAUGAGAGCAGGUCUCUCUAGCAAUUGUUCAGUUUAAGCUAAAAAAUGAAUGUCAAUGUUCACUUCUAUUUCAAUGCACAGCCACUUGUUCUGAUGCUUGUUAAAUAGCAUUUUUCAUGUUUUUGUCAUUUUAUUUUCACAUUGAAUAAGCUACAUGUAAAGCUACCCUCUCCUCUUCAGUUUUUCUUUUCGUCCUCUUUUUCUUUUCACAUCCCUAAAGUGUCAGAAUAUUAUUGUGCAGUCCAUUGAUUUGUUUGUAAAUCUCUAAAUUACCUUGUUCAUUGUUACUCAGUAUAAAGUGCAAAGCUUUUAUGUCACUGAAGUCAGCGUACGCCACUCUUAUGUUUUCGUAGCACACAUUCAAUAAAAAAAAUGGUUGACUGAG
Molecule: messenger RNA, 5427 nt
Organism: Hippoglossus stenolepis (Pacific halibut)
Lineage: Eukaryota; Metazoa; Chordata; Actinopteri; Pleuronectiformes; Pleuronectidae
Gene: tbc1d2b
Product: TBC1 domain family, member 2B
Exons: 12
Coding region: 323-3346 (1007 amino acids)
Source: RefSeq, a predicted model, not a curated record